UUCACUUCCGGUUCCGGUUUAGACGCCUGUGAAGCGCGCUAGCUCCUUCGCUACAGGUUACGAGAUUUGAUACGUUUACGUUCCAGCAUGUCUCACAACUACUCCUACAGACGACCACCACCAGCUAAAGAUCUAAGAGCCAGCGCUUUUGACUCUCCAGAUCACCUGCACCCUGGAGACCACGGUCACAAUGUUUACAGAUCGUCCCAGGAGCCACCGUCUCAUUCCACAAUACCAUCCUACCCAUCCUCCUCAUCCAGAGCCUCCGCUGCCAACGAGUCCCCUUACUCCUUCUCACUACGCCAGUCAGACCCUUACUCCUCUCUAAGCCGGUCAGACCCUUACUCUUCCUCUCUAAGUCGGUCAGACCAAAUUCUGUCCCUCCUGAGCAGCUGUGGGCUCGAGCCCAAAGACUUGUCUCUACUAGCCGAGAUGCCUGAGGAGCUCAUCACUGUGGAGAACCUACCACGUCUGCUCCUGGAGAUCAGAAAGAAGAGGGCGACACAGCAGCCACCAUAUCCAGCUAUGAUCUCUUACCCCCCUGCUGCCACAUCUCGCCCCCCCACUGCUACCCCUCCUCCAGGCCGUGCGUGGGAGCAGGGUGACCAGAGUCGUUCUCAGCCAUUAGACUACCCAUUGGACCCCCACCACGCUCUUCCCCCUUCCCAACUCCUUCCCACAGAACAGGCUGAGCCCUGGCAACUAGAUCGUCAUGGCAACCCGAUGCAGUACACACGCUCUCGCCUAGAACCUGUGCCUGUCCGAGUUGUGGACUACCACUAUGGUAAAGAAACUCCCAGAAGUUACCAAACUCCUAGGUCCACUUACAGCACGGCCCAAGGAGGAAGCAGCAACAGCUGGAAACCCCCCAACUCAUCCCAACCAGCAGUAGAUUACAGGUACCCACCACCACCAGCUACAAACUACAGACCACGCCCAGACCAAGAUGUCCCAGUUGUCACAAUCAAGAUGGCCACCUCUGGCAACACUCCCACCAAGAAGGCUGCUCUUGACUUCCACGGAGAAAUCCCCCAAACGUUUCCUUAUUCGUGCUCUCUCUGCGAUAUUACUGUGCUCUCUGAAAAGUUCUGGUUCACACACAUCAAUGGAACUCAACAUGCAGACGGACAGCUCACACUUCUUCAAAUGUAUCCUGAAUGGGAUUGCCAGAUGCAGACCGCCAGAAGUGGUGACGACCACACAGACAGACCAAGGGUUGAAGAGAAGACUGGUGGACCUUCCCAUAGGUCUAUUAACUACUUAGGUAAACCGUCAAGUAGCGGCUCUAGAAAAAACGUAGACACUAAGACAAAGGUUACAAAGGGGAGUGGCAAAGUGGUUUGUGCCAAAUUUACCGCCCGGUGUCUCAACGAAGAUGGUUUGAAGGACCUGAUUAAACCGUUUGGUGAAGUUGUGAAAGUCAUCAUGUUCCAUGCUUUGGCGUUUGUGGAGUUGGGGUCAACGGACCAGGCCGCCGAUAUUGUGACAUACUACCUCAGUAACCCAGUGAUGGUGAAAGGAGGACAAGUCACCUUCUCUGUCUCGUCAACAUUUAAUUUCCUACAGAGUUCCCGGGUGUUGAGUUUUUCCCCUGUGCCUCCUGGUAAAGAGUCUGCCGCGUGGAAAAGAGAGUUACUGGCCGUAGCGGAAGGAUUUGGACCUGUGGCGCACUCUCUAUUCUUACCUACGCAGGCAUUUGUGGAAAUGACGAAUGCACUGGAUGCACAGAAGCUUGUUGGACACCAUACGUCCAAACACCUGAAAAUAGAUGAGAUACAUAUUAAAGUGGCCUUCUCAUCAGAGUAUGAUACAUUUCGGACCAUGUCUGAGAGGAAGUCUUCAGACAGGAAGUCUCCAGACAGGAGCAGGAAGUCUGAAGACAGAUCUAAGAGGAAGAGAACCCCAAGCCCCAGAAGGCGGUCCCUCAGCCCCAGGAGAGAUUCACCAACCUCCUCAAAAAGGAGGAGGAGUAGAGAGAGGGAUAGCGACCGUCACAAAGAACGAGUGAAAUCAAACAGUGGGGGUAAAAGCAGGCCAAAGUCCCCCAGAAAACAGAGCUCCAGUCGGUCCUCCAGAAGCCCUCGCAGGCCAAGGUCCCCCAGCAAACAGAGCUCCAGUCGGUCCUCCAGAAGCCCUCGCAGGCCAAGGUCCCCCAGCAAACAGAGCUCCAGUCGGUCCUCCAGAAGCCCUCACUCCCAUACUAAAGAGCGGGUGUCCAGUGAGAAGGUAUCCCCCAUUUCCACAUCCACUCGCUCACAACCUCCCAUCAAGAAUAAGACCACAUCCCAGUCCUCCACUGUGAUGGAGAAGUCCAAAAAGGCUGUCGACACGAUUGACCAGAGCAAACAAGAAACUGAGAUCCAGGACAGCCAGGAGGAUGGAGCCAUGGAGGCCUGUGAAAUGGACAGUGACAUCGAGGGGAUGGCCGUGUAUGGGGAGGAUGGGGAGGAGAACUCUGACAUGGGAGAGGAGGGAGAGGUAGAGGAGGAAGAGGAACCGCAGGAGAGUGCUGAGGACUUGAUCCAGGAGUUUAAAGAACUAUGUGAGCCCAGGCAGAAAGCAACCUCUGGGACUGUAGAUGAUGCUCCUACAGAAGAGCUAUCAGCUACCGGGUCAGAACAGGGGAAAGAGCUCUCAGUUACCGGGUCAGAACAGGGGAAAGAGCUCUCAGCUACCGGGUCAGAACAGGGGAAAGAGCUCUCAGCUACCGGGUCAGAACAGGGGAAAGAGCUCUCAGUUACCGGGUCAGAACAGGGGAAAGAGCUCUCAGCUACCGGGUCAGAACAGGGGAAAGAGCUCUCAGCUACCGGGUCAGAACAGGGGAAAGAGAUAGAUGUUGAAGACCAGAAAGGAGAUACUUCAUACAUUGAUGAUGAGCCUGAUUUCCCAGAGGACCUUGAGAAUCUUAUUACAUUGGAUGAGCUGGAGGAGGAUUCCUCAGGUGAUAACCAAGAUAACCAGUCAACAGAUGAGAUCAAGAGCAGAUCCAAGAGCAAGCCCUCAGGACGUGAUCAGACACCUGGUAGAGUGAUCUACGUCAAAAACCUUCCCAGAAGCUUCUAUACGGAUAGUGACUUCCUGAAGAUUGUUAAAGGCUUUGGGAGAGUGCACCGCUAUUUGCUCCUUCGCAACGGUGAAGAGGGCUUCAUUGAGAUGGAGAGGUCUUCUGAUGCGACAAAGGCUUUAAGAGAGCUGCGUUAUAAUGGCUGUAAAUUAUACGGCCAGAAGUUGAUCAUCCUGCGGUCUCAGAAAUACAAAAGACUAACAACAGGGUGGAAACCUGAAUCUGAUUCUAAAAGUGAUCGGAAGAAAGAUCACUUGAGUACUAGAAGCAGUAGCAGGAUAAGGAGUGGACGGACCAGCAGUCACUCAAAGUCAGUGGCUAAGGACGACAAGACAAAAGAGAAGGACGACAAGACAAAAGAGAAGGACGACAAGACAAUGGAGAAGGACGACAAGACAAUGGAGAAGGACGAGGAGACAAUGGAGAAGGACGGGGAGACAAUGGAGAAGGACGAGGAGACAAUGGAGAAGGACGAGGAGACAAUGGAGAAGGACGAGGAGACAAUGGAGAAGGACGAGGAGACAAUGGAGAAGGACGAGGAGACAAUGGAGAAGGACGGGGAGACAAUGGAGAAGGACGAGGAGACAAUGGAGAAGGACGAGGAGACAAUGGAGAAGGACGAGGAGACAAUGGAGAAGGACGAGGAGACAAUGGAGAAGGACGAGGAGACAAAAGAGAAGACAUCACGACAAGUACGCUCCAAGCCAGCCCAACACUGUGACAAGGAGGACAUAGGAGCGUCUGAAGGGAAUAUUGACAAAUCCUCCAACAGUGAAGACCAAAAGGAUGCCCCUGUCCCUGCUGCUGAGAAAGAGAAGCAGGCCUGUAGCAACGAGGAUAAUGCAGAAACCAAGAUGGAGGAUAAUGUGGAAACGGGACCAGAUUCCAUGAAGACUGGUAUGGAGUCAUCGUUCCAGGCCAACAACCCAGUAGGAAGAGAAUUCAUUAAACCUGUCAUGGGCUACUUCUGCGACCUGUGUCAAGUCAUCUAUGUCAAUGAGGACGAAGCAAAGAACCAACACUGCAGCAGCCUCUGUCACUAUCUGAAGUUUAUGGAACAUUCAGGUAAAGACACAGCCUCUAGCUAAAAAGAUGUCCCAUCUCUGGAGGAAGUUGACAAGAUGACAGUUUUAGGCCCAAUUUGACGGGAAGUGUACAAGUGCACACCUCCGGAGGAGUGUGGAGAAUCUGGAUUUUUCUUUAUAUUGCACUCAAGAAGAACGGCACAGGUUUACCUAAUCCACGAGAGGCUCUUUGUGAAACUCAUCCUAGAACAAUAAAUGAGAUUGCAGAUUACGUUAAUCUGUAUUGGUUUAUAUGAACAAAUGUUCAGCACCUACCUACAUAUAUUGUUAUGUUUGUGUUAGAAUAGCUCAGAUCUACUUUCUGUAACGUGAAUUGUUCGGUUUUCCCAUGUUAUUUGUUUUCAAGAUUUGUUUGAAUUUGAACUGCAUUCUAAACGAUUGUUAAUAAACGUGUUUAAUUAUUGCA
Salvelinus namaycush (lake trout) is the source of this 4555-nucleotide messenger RNA. Its product is annotated as matrin-3-like. Gene Ontology annotation, cellular component: nucleus. Lineage: Eukaryota; Metazoa; Chordata; Actinopteri; Salmoniformes; Salmonidae. The transcript is spliced from 18 exons. Gene Ontology annotation, molecular function: RNA binding; zinc ion binding. The record is from RefSeq and is a predicted model, not a curated record. The coding region runs from base 88 to 4152 and encodes 1354 amino acids.